This is a messenger RNA of Pseudogymnoascus verrucosus, 1989 nucleotides long. RefSeq lists its product as uncharacterized. NCBI's taxonomy places the organism in Eukaryota, Fungi, Ascomycota, Leotiomycetes, Thelebolales, Thelebolaceae. Gene Ontology annotation, molecular function: hydrolase activity, hydrolyzing O-glycosyl compounds. The transcript has 6 exons. Gene Ontology annotation, biological process: carbohydrate metabolic process. Bases 267 to 1877 code for a protein of 536 amino acids. The record is from RefSeq and is a predicted model, not a curated record.
CAGCGGGUUCACAAUCGUCACUUUCGGGUGGCCUUUCGUCUUUCUCCAACUAACGGAGAAUUAUUAAACCGCCUCUAGAAGUGGACUUACACAUGAUACGUUAUUUUGACAGCUUAGAUAAAGGGCUUGGGGUAUAUUAUAACAGGAAAUGAUAAUACUGUCUUGCACCUGAUACCAAAAGUCAUACAGAGGGUUGUUUCAUUCGCAACUUUAGAGUGGACGUUAUUAACUCUACAAGCCGAGUAAUAGCUGAGGAAGACUGCACAAUGGCGGCAACUUUUAAUAACCCUGUCAUAUCCGGCUUCAACCCGGACCCUUCGGUCAUUCGGAUUGGGGAGGACUAUUUCCUGGUCACCUCCACCUUUGAAUACUUUCCCGGAUUGCCAAUCUAUCACAGCAAAGACUUAUUGAAUUGGAAAUUGAUUGGCCAUGGUCUGACCAGGAGCAGUCAACUCAAUUUGAGGACUGUUGAGCCGUCUGGAGGAAUCUGGGCGCCGACUAUUAGAUACCACAAAGGGAGAGUUUACCUUACGACCUGCAAAUGGGACCGGUAUCGGCCAAAGGAUGAUGAGCGAAUCUUCCCGAGAGGAUUCUACGUGUUCACUGAUAAUAUCUGGGAUGACAACUCCUGGUCCGAUCCCGUGUAUUUCGAUAACCCAGGCUUUGAUCAAGAUUUGUUCUGGGAUGACGAUGAUAAGGUGUACCUCUCUACCACUGUUCGCAUUGCCAACAGGCCCGUGGGCAGCAAACUAAAGGACUUUGCUAUCCACGUCUCUGAAAUAGAUCUCAUCACAGGGCGGACCUUGACGGCACCGAAGGUGAUCAGAGCUAGUCCGCACGGUAUUGCCGAGGGGUCGCACAUCAUCAAGCGUGGCAAGUAUUAUUACCUGUUCACAGCAGAAGGAGGAACCGAGGCUGGCCAUCAAGAGUGGGUGUUGAGGAGUGAGGUUGGGCCUCUAGGUCCGUGGGAGCUUGGGCCAGUGAACCCGCUGUGGUAUAACGGGACCGAAGAGGAGGUGCAGAGUACCGGGCACGCAGAUGUGUUUGAGGAUGCCAAAGGGGAUUGGUGGGCUGUGUUCCUUGGUGUUAGGCCACGGUUGUGUGAAAAGGAAUGGCUGGACUCUCCAUUAGGAAGAGAGACAUUUUUGGUGAAGGUCAUCUGGGAGAAUGACUGGCCUAUAUUCAAUGGUGGUAAGAAUAUCACAAUUGCGACGGAAGGGAGGCACACAGGACAGCUUGCUCCCGCAAAUGUAUGGAACGCAGACCUGGAAAAGUCGACUCUCGAACUAGGCUGGUACCAAAAACACACACCCUUGAAGCAGGAGUGGUCUCUAUCUGAAAGGCCUGGCCAUCUCCGCCUAUAUGGUAGUUGCUAUCCCCUCUCCAGCGCUGAAGCCCCAACGCUGCUUCUCCGGAAACAAACUACUUUCCAGCAGCGUUUCCAGGCCGUACUCAACUUCCAACCGAGCAAGGCAGGGUACGAGGCUGGUAUUGUUGUUUGGUAUAGUUUGUUUUCUUAUGCCAGCAUCGGAGUAACCAUUGCGUCUGAAGGACCGGAUGCUGGAAAGAGAGUCUUGCUGUUAAGAUCUCCAACAGACAAGAUUGGUGUAUUGACCGAAUCUAUGUAUCCUCUCGGCCCAGAAGGACAAGUAACCUUGGCUAUCCAAGGAGAUGGCCUUCAAUAUACGCUAAGUUACAAUGAGGAAGGGAAAGACGACUCAAAAUUGCUAGCAUCAGUGCAAAGCAAGUUGUUGACCAGAUCGCCGCCUAUUGGAGGUGCCUUUACCGGCGUUAUGUUCGGAGUCUACUCCUUUGGCAAGAUGGAGCCUGUCUUGGAUCCCGCCGACUUCUCCAAGAUAUCUUUGGAGGCGGUUUGAUAUUAUUAGGGGGAACUGGUCAUGAUAGAAUGUAGUUGCGGGUUCAUGUGCUGUACUUUGUGAUUUGUAUAGAUUUCUAGUUUCUAACUUUUAGAUUGCCCAGAGGUAGCAG